Messenger RNA from Varroa destructor (honeybee mite), 6251 nucleotides. It is a transcript of the gene Sec31, whose product is annotated as COPII coat complex component secretory 31. Gene Ontology annotation, molecular function: protein binding; structural molecule activity. The record is from RefSeq and is a predicted model, not a curated record. Gene Ontology annotation, biological process: endoplasmic reticulum organization; endoplasmic reticulum to Golgi vesicle-mediated transport; COPII-coated vesicle cargo loading. Gene Ontology annotation, cellular component: endoplasmic reticulum exit site; COPII vesicle coat. NCBI's taxonomy places the organism in Eukaryota, Metazoa, Arthropoda, Arachnida, Mesostigmata, Varroidae.
CAUUUUUGCGCUUUUCGGACACACGAGGAUUGAUUGCGCGGUAGGGCAGUAGCUGGAUGUCGCGAAUUACCUCAUGUGAUACCUCCCAUGGAAUUGAAGUAGUCAUUUUUCCACUCCCUUCUGAAAAACGAACGUGUUAACUUGAACAAUUUUACAGCAAACAGUGGCUGACCUGAGAACGGUGUCUGUUUGGACGACGUGAACCUCUACAGUUGAUGUCUCCCAACCUUUGGACAAGAUUUCGAUUAGUCAGUCACGCUGUCGACCAGCUGGACAGCGGUGAUAGGAUCAGUGGUGCCUUAUUGUUCCUUUUUCAAAUAUAAUUACCCCCUGAGCAGAUGAUAACAGCGAUCAGUGUGAUCUAUGCGCUUCUACUGUAAAUGCAUUAAGCUGAAUAGUUGCGCCCCUAAGCAGUACGUUAGGCAAACAGGUGUUCUUCUAGGUUAACUCCUGAGGUUGAUUCGCGCGCAUCAAGCUUAUCGGGCUAGGUGUCAUUCAAUCUGAAGCGCCAUCAUCAAGCAGUGAAUCCGAGUGGUCAAGAUGAAGAUAAAGAGCGUAAACCGCACAGCGAAUUGUGCCUGGUCGCCCAAGGAUGUUCACUGCGGGAUUUUUUUGGCGGCUGGAACGACCGCACAGCAGGUCGAUGCUUCGUUCAAUACCUCAUCGCAGCUGGAAAUCCUGAGUUUCGACGUGACUUCACCUGACAAAGGGCUCAAGCCGGUGGCGCAAACAUCGUGCGAGCAUCGUUUUCAUAAGAUCGUCUGGGGUCCUUUAGGCAUUCAGCAGGGUAAUGCCCCUUUAGGGGUACUGUGCACAGGCAUUGAUAACGGCUCGGUGCAGGUGUUCAAUGUGCAACGAUUGCUUGAUAACCAACAGGCGUUACUGGCCGCUUAUAAGACCCAUUCCGGUCCGGUGCAUUCGCUAGAUAUGAAUCCGUUUCAGUACAAUUUGCUAGCUUCGGGUAGUCGCGAAAGCGAAGUAUACAUCUGGGACCUGAGUAGUCCGACAGCACAGCCAUACACACCCGGAACACCAUGCCAACCAAAAGAAGAUGUGGUGUGCCUUUCCUGGAACCGACAGGUCCAACACAUUCUAGCGUCAGCUAUGACCACUCGUUGUGUGGUGUGGGAUCUUCGCAAAAGUGAACCGAUAAUCCGGGUAGGUGAAUCCUCCUCAAGAUUUCGGUGCAAGGCUGUUACCUGGAAUCCACAGGUAGCAACCCAGCUCUGUUUGGCUUCCGAAGACGACCAUACGCCUUGGUUGCAGAUCUGGGACUUGCGCUACGCGUCAUGGCCUGUCAAAACUUUAGAGAAGCAUCGCAAAGGCAUCUUGUCGCUUGAUUGGAACCCAAAAGAUCAAGACAUGUUGCUAUCAUGUGGCAAAGAUUCAUUAUUGUGCAUCUGGAACCCGAAUGGCACUCAGGGAUCAGAGCUCAUUUCCGAGAUUCACACCAGCUCCGACUGGAAUUUCGAGGCGCAAUGGUGUCCACGUAAUCCUGCCCUCGUUUCUACGGCGAGUUUCAGCGGCGAACUGGCUGUCUACUCGGUUAUCGGGGGCGAACAAGGUGGUGCUGGGGAUGGCGGCCUUAAAAAGGCCCCGUCUUGGCUUAGUGGCGGAGUGGGCGCACAGUUUGGUUUCGGUGGCAAAUUGAUCACGUUCUCGAAAGAAGCAGGCUCUAAAGUUGACGUUGCCCAAGUAGUAACAGACGAGGUGUUGAUCGAACGAGUCAAAGAGAUGGACGAGGCGCUCUUUAAACCAUCGACUCAUGAUUUUGAUAACACGGAGGGCCAUAAGCAGCCCAAUUUCUGGCAAAAGAAACUUGUCGGAGAAGAUAGCCGUCUUUGGCAGUUCAUUCAGGCGCUUUGUGGAGACAAUAGAAAAAGUCGAUUACAGGAACUACUAGGUUAUCCCGUACAAUAUCAGGGAAAUGAUUUGGUUGAAGAUCUAGCCGAUGCAUUCGACGAGACCGUCCAGGUCAAUGGAGGAUCCUGUGUUGGUGAGACCGCGUCGACAAAGAAAAUCGGCUACGCUCUGGUUUCCGGCGAUGCACGACGAGCUGCCGAGCUGUGUCUUCAUAGUAAACGUUUCGCAGAAGCUCUGUUUCUUGCCGACUAUGCCCACGACACUGCACUCAAAGAAAGCGUGCGCAAAGAAUUUCUCAAUGUUUAUCGAGCAGACUCGAUGUGCCGCCUAAUCGCGUGUGUCUCUUCCGGUCUAUGGGAGGAGUUGACUGAGCUGGCGCCUGUUGAUGAAUGGCAGACAACACUGGCUGCCAUAUUGGGUCACGUUACAGCUGACACUCAGCGAGCAAUUGCCUUAUGCUCGACUGUAGCGGGUAUGCUUGUAGAAGCGGGUCGCCGUGAAGAGGCCAUGUUGGCGUAUCUUCUAGCCAGAGAUCCUGCCAACUUGGUCGAAUGCUAUCUGGCCAUCCGAAAUAAGCCCGAAACGAACGAGCAUCUCCAGACGUUUAUGGAAGUGAUCACUGCAGCCAGAAUUGUCACAGGAGUACAGCAGCUUCCGAAAUCGAUAUCACCAAUAGUCGCUAAGUAUGUCGGACUUCUUGCGGAACAGGGGUGUCUUCCGAUAACGCUGCACUAUCUGGAUGACCUUGAUGAUAAAGACGCGAAGAUGAUUCAGCUGCGUGACCGGAUUCUGCAAUCUCAAAGCGUACCAGACACUAAACAGCAUUUGCAACAACAAGGCAUCAAUGCACAACAACAGCAGAACCAGUUUUCCAUUCAUGGCCGUAACCGUGACCGGACUGUGAGUGGGUCGUCAGGUUUUGAUAUUGGAUGUCCCCGACCAUCGACUUUUCAGCCAAUGGCGCCUGGCGCACCCGCUUCUAUGGCUGGAUACCCGUGUAGCAGUCAUAAUAAACAGACUACCCCAUUUCCGUCGGCUUAUCCUGACGUCAAUUCGAACUUGCCAAUCACUACAAGUCACCGCAUCCCAGGACCAAUAUCCAGUACCCAGGAAAUCUCGCCACCACCUGUUGAUCGGGUGGCGCCACGCCCUUUGAGUCGGGCCGCAGGCAAGUACCCAGCCGUAGUCGAUCCCUCAAUCAAAAAUUCCGGUUCAGCUUACGGUAACUAUGGCUCGCCAUAUACUCCAGCUCCCCAAGAUUCAUACGCCACUGGAUACAACCCUGUUAGCGCAAACCAGUAUAAUCCGUAUCUGAAUUCUCGUUCUGGUACCCCAGCUAUGGAUCAUUAUAAUGCGCAGUACGUGCCAGCCAGCCUUGGUGCCGGUGGCAGAUCGGCGUUUGACAGUUAUCCAACGGCUGCAUCGACUUCGGUUGCCCCGGUUACUCCGAUGGCUCCGUCAGCUUCGAAAUCCCCACUAAUGAAUUUGCCCAGUGGCAAUGAUUACACUCGGGAUGAGCGGUACUCUGCUCCAGGGUGGAAUGACCCACCGCCGUUAAGGCGCAGUUCGAAACCAUUAUCUGCUCCACCGAUUAUUCCGGAAACUACAUGCGCUCCGCUAACCAGGCCCCUACCCGAGGUUCCAGCUACCCCUGGAGUUGGCUCUAGCAACUUCUACAGCCCUCAACAGCAGCAUAUUUACCAGCAGCAUCAAACGCAGCAGCAGCAAACAACUGGCACGCCUUCAAUUCUCCAGCCGCAGAUUCAGUCGACGAUAGCGUAUAAUCCUGCGGUGCAGCCGACGCCACAACUUCCACUUCCACCCGUGGAAAAACCUCCGAUUCCACCCCAGUACAAGAUGCUGUACGAUACUUUCGAUCACUUACGGAUUGCCUGUCUUUCCAUACAGAAUAACCUCGUUCAGAAGAAAAUGGAGGACAUAACAAAAAAAAUCUGGAAUCUUGGAGACAAGUUGCGGGCAUCUGAGAUAACGGAAACGACGAUUUCGAAUUUGCAAAUUGUCGCCGAGGCCGUGACACGCCACGAUUACCCCUACGCACUGCAGGCUUUCAACUAUCUGGCACAAACAUCGAAUUUGACUGAGACAAGCGCCUUCCUGCCAGGCAUCAAGACACUUUUAGCUAUUGCACAGCAAAAUCAAAUUUAUGCUUAGAGUAGUUCACUUUCCGGAAAUUUAACAUCUGCUUGUGAUAGGUAGAUAAAAUUAAUCUACAAACGUAUUCUACCUGCAAAAAACGCCAGUUUAAAGGAGGCAUCAUUGAGUUUUCUUUUUCAAAACUCUAAACUCGGAACGCACUGACGGGUCCAACAAAGGACGCAGGGAAAAGAUUAGGUGCAAUCUCUCUGAAGCUGUUUUGCUAAAACUGUCUUAGAUAGAAUGCGGCCUUAGCCAUAGAUAAGUUUAGGUAGUUAGCAUCGAAGCCCUUCUCUCUUUCUUGUUUUCCUUUAAUAAAUGUUUCGGCUUUGGACGUUUAAUAAGCAAACAGGCCUUGGGAGUGACUAUGUAGGAACGAAUAUGAUUACUUUAGAUGACGAAUUUGUUGACUGCAUAUUUGAGCGUGACUAGUGAUUGUGGUGAUUGGAGGUGUCAUCAAUCGUUGAUUCCGAAUAGACUGCUACUGCACACCAUGAAGCGUUGCCCAGUACAAUGGAGGAGAUUGAGACAAAGUUAACUAGAAGAUUAAGCGAUAGAUAUUAGGACUAGUGACGCAAGCUGGGAUGUUAUGCAUAUUGUAGCCACAGGAAACGAUAAGGCCGAGAUACAAAUGCAAGGUCCAAGUUAUAGUUUUAAAAUGCACCUUUAGCCCUUGUUUUGAUAUUUUUUGCUGAUAUAAGAUGCGAGCUAUACGAAAAUAUGAGACCUUUUUCUUUAAUCAUCUUUCGCAUUCCUUCUAGCCGCGAACUUCGUGGAUGUUACAUACGUUACGUUAAACCUUAAGAUCAUUUCCGUUUUUCUGUAAGUGGGGCCAUGACAACACCAUCCGUCAGAGUUAUAACAGAAGCUGCCACGAAGUGUUUUCUUUUGUACGUUUGCUCCUCAACUGCAAUAUUUCUUUGCUUUUACGCCUUGGUAAAACUGGAAGUGCCGAGAAAAUCACCUAGAAGCGUUGUAUCCUGCGUUCGACAGGACCUAACUAGGACCUAAAGAGUUGGCGCGGUUUUCGCAAUCCCUUCAAGGCUGGACGUAUCAACUGGUUGAAUUGGGAACACCCAUAUAUCUGUAAUCUGCGAGAGCGGAAGAGAAAAUUUAUGACUCGACAGUGCACAUUCUCUAGUAAUGGCGAUCCACAAGUUGGACUUCUGUUCGUAAAUACUUCUAUUGACCAGCAGACGCAUAAAUUGCUAGUGGUUUUCAAAGCUGACAGGGUAGGCGCUUUAUGAAAACAUUUCUCUCACACAUCAAGACUCUCUUCUGGCCCGGCUAUCGAACCAGCCAAAAGAAGAAAGCAAUCAGAAUAAUAUAUAAAUUUACACCAUGCAGAGUAUUCAGUUUCCGAAUGAUGCCAUCAUACGGGAGGUCUAAUCUAAAUCAGAACUGCUAGGGUGUCCUACAACAUUUUGAAACUAAGCCGCCCCCCCAGCCAAGCAAUUCGUCACCGAAGAUCAUCUUCGUUCAGUCACACUCAUGUCGCGAGUUCACUUUAAAACUGAAUGUCCUGUAUCGUCGGAAUGACAAUAUCUUUGAGUGGAGGAUGAAGGAAUAGACAUAGAAAUAAAUUAUUAAGCACAGAUAUGCCUAAAAUAAAGGAAAAGGCAGCCGAAAAUGCAACUGAGACAAAAUCGAUCUUUUGCGUAGGAUGUCAAAGAAGUAAAACAAUGGACGUAUUUUGAAAGAAAGACAAUUUUAACAUAUUUUGUGUAAAUGUAAGCCUUUUAAAUAAAACACGAAAAAGUACGAAAAGCAGUAAAUAAAAAAUAAAAUACGAAAAGUAGUAAGCAAAGCUGGUAUAUCAUAGGAGAAAAUGCGAGUCUGGUCGAAGAAAAUAGAUAACACAGAUACAAAUAUCAACACAGUGUGUGUGUGCGACCAGUGGAGAAGAUGAGGGUUUAAAUAGAAUAUAUUAUGUAGAAAAUACAUCAGAAGGUAUAAAUUACUUGUAUUUAGCAAGUUUCUGCUGCUGAAGGUGUAAAAGCAAUUCAAUUUACAACUUUCUUUACUGUAAACUUACUACGCCCAGCGAGCGAUGCCAGGCAGAGGGAAGCCACUGUACUAAAAAGGCCCUUGGAGACCCUGCCUAACCGAAAUACCUAAUCUGCUGCAGGUAAUUUUUUUGAUAGUUCGGCUAAAGCAUUUUAUGCACGACGGAACACAUACAUACAUACAUUGUCCGUCUAAAAUGGGCCAAUGAAUAUCGAAUGUAUCUUCGA